AUGGCAGCCUCUGAUGACUUGGUCGAUUUCGAUAUCAUCGAAGCACAAAAGGAAAACGUCCAAUCACUCCCCGGUGGCCGAUCAGCGAGAGAACUCGCCCGGAUAUUUUCAGCCGGCAGCAAUAGCGACAAGAUCCCCUCCCCAUCACCAAAUGGCACCAGGACCAUCAACGAUGCUAUGCGCCAAGAAUUCGAAAGUGAAUUGCAGUCGAUAGGAGAAUCGGACGAUCCGCUCGAUGUUUAUGACCGUUAUGUCAAAUGGACCCUGAACGCGUAUCCGUCCGCACAAGCGACCGCAGAAUCCGGCCUUCUCCCCUUAUUGGAACGGGCAACGAAGUCAUUCCUUUCAUCAUCACACUACAGAAACGACCCUCGGUAUCUACGAUUAUGGCUUCAUUAUGUUCGACUCUUCUCCGAUGCCCCACGCGAAACCUUUGCAUUCCUUGCGCGUCAUCAAAUCGGUGAAAGUCUGGCUCUUUUCUAUGAGGAAUUUGCCGGGUGGCUAGAGGGUGCUGGUCGGUGGUCACAAGCCGAUGAGGUAUACAGGCUCGGGAUGGACCGUGAGGCGCGACCAGUCGAGAGAUUGGCACGGAAGUACAGCGAGUUUCAAUUCCGAUACGACCAGCGUCCGCAAGAUACCGGGCCCUCGUCGCCUGCUUUGCCGACUGUUCGUCCCGCGCUGGCCGCCAAGAUGAACCCGUUCGCAACAUCAGAUGCCUCUGCUGACUCACAAGCUUCACGGCCCCCGCCUCAGACAAGUGGUGCCGCAAAAACCAAGUCUGGAAAGCCUAAGAUGGCUAUUUUCUCAGACGCUGACUCUGCUGCGCCGGGCCCCGCAACUGGUGGAUCGACAAAGGGAUGGGAAAGCAUUGGGUCGAUUCGGGACCGCAAGAAGGAGAACGAAGUGGAGGCAAAGCCAUGGGCAGGGGAAACAUUGAAGGUUGGGAAGAAAGCAGCGCCAACACAAAAGAUGGCCAUCUUCCGGGACGAGUCAAAUCCAGAUCUUCCUUCCAAAGAACCAAUGCCACCCAAAGAAAUACCCGAACAUCACGUAAGGGAAGCGAUUAACCCGCGGACCGGCCGACGCGAACGUGUAUUUGUCGACCUAGAAUCCGUAUACCCUGACCGCACCAACCCUGCACAUGAGAUGAGCUUUGAAGAGCUCAGGGCUAUCAAGCGUGGUUGGAUGGGCAAGAAUUGGCGGCAGCAAAAAGAGCCCUUACAACAAAUCUCUGGGAACGCAGGCAGUACCGAGUCCCUACUGGGGAAAUCUCAUUCGCCCGAGGAAUUGCCGGAGCAUUUAGGUCGAAAUCUCACCGCAGCUAGUCACGCUCAAUCUCAAUAUCAAGACGAUGGCCAUGGAGGCAAAUCUGGAAGAGCGAGUCGCACCAAGAUCAAAGGGGAAAUAACACAAACACAAACAGUCAAAAUGAAGUUUGACUCCCCUUCCAAUAACAAAAAGGUCCGGCGAAAGAGUACUCGGGAGCCGACAAUGACCAUGCACACUCGUGCAGCGACAGAUGAGAUCUAUAGCAUUUUCAAUCAGCCAUUGAAGGCAGAGACUGAAGAAGAUGAAGAUAGCUUCUCCGGUAGCGAUUACGAAGAUGACGACUGCGCCAGUGCUGGAGAUAGUACAGGGACAGGGCACAUUUCAGCAGCCUCGAGCGACUUUGGAGACGAGGAGACCCAAACGUUCCACAAAUCCUACGAUGACACCGACUAUGCUAACACCACACGAGCUGAGAGCGUCGAUGGCGAUGGCGAUGGCAGUGAUUGGACAGAGUUCAACCCAGAUCGUGAUAUCCCGGAUAUUGAAAAUGCUGAAGUCACUUCACAUUCUGUCGUCGGUGAUGGAGCGGAUGAUAGCUCGACACAAGGAACACCGGAGAGGAAAGGUUUCAUACCAGAAAUGCCCGAGGACUAUGCUCCUCCAUGGGGGACCUACCGUGACCCUGCGAUCAUGGCCCAAAACCGCCUACCCUUUAUGACACCUAUAGUGGAGCGAACGGAAUCCAUUCCUUCUAUGACGGCCGCUCGAAACAGUAUUUACAAUGCGAAAACGCCUUCUAAGCCUCGAUCACCGGCCGGUAACCUUCUGCUUUCCAGUCCACUGGGAACAGACACACCGUACCAAGGAGAUAAUACUGUUGCGUCUACGGCCGAUGUACCAUUCAGUCCCAUGGCCUUCAAGGCCCUCGCACCCAAACUUCGGAGACGGGAACCAAUAAUUAGGGAUGCACAGUGCAAUCCGACCGACAAAGGCAUUCGCAACACGAUCCUCAAUUCCCUGGAAAAGCCACUUGCAACGUACAUGGGUUAUCACGGCCAUGUUGAAGAUAGCAACUAUGCUUCGAUGAUCCAGAAAUUCGUCAAAACUAACACCAGGCGAUCAAAGAGUGGCGGGGGUGAUGCAUUUGACACACCUAUUCUCGAAUUCCCAGGAGCGGAACGAAGCUACAUUAUCAGACGUGAGCUAGGAGCUGGUGCAUAUGCCCCCGUUUAUCUCGCCGAGAGUGUCGACAGUCUUGAAUCCUACGACUCCGACUCCGACGAUAGCACAAGCCCAAAGGGCAAAACUUCCCAACUGAGAAAGUCGAACGCUUAUGAGUCUCCCCGAUUCCCCUUCGAAGCCGUCAAGGUCGAAAACGGACCUUCAAGCGCGUGGGAGUUUUACAUGCUUCGCACAGCGUAUAGCCGCUUACGACAAUCUACGGAUCAUUCUCGUGCCGCCGAUAGCAUUGUUCGCGCACACGAACUGCAUGUCCAUCAACGUGAAAGUUUCCUAGUGGAGGACUAUCGAGGACAAGGCACCAUACUCGACCUCGUCAAUAUCGUCCGCAAUGAGGCCAUCAACCCCAACCAUACUUCUGAAGGCGGUCUCGAGGAGGUCCUAGCAAUGUUCUUCUCUGUCGAGCUGUUCCGCACUGUCGAAGCACUCCACGCCAACGGUGUCCUCCACGGCGACAUCAAAGCCGACAACUGCCUCGUCCGCCUAGACGACCACAAUCACAACGAAUCGCCCUCCAAGGCCCUCUCCCUGCUCGACCUUGGUGCCGAUGAAACCGCUGUUGAUCCCCGCGAAAGUAUUCACUACUCUCCAAGCGGCUCCCAUGGCUGGCAACAAAAGGGCCUAGCUCUGAUCGAUUUCGGCCGCAGCAUCGACAUGCAAGCCUUCUCGCCAGCCGUGCAAUUCAUCGCCGACUGGGAAACCGGUACGCAUGAGUGCAACGAGAUCCGUGAGAUGCGCCCUUGGACCCACCAUAUCGAUCUGUACGGUAUUGCCGGCGUGAUCCAUGUCCUUCUAUUCGGCAAAUACGUCGAAUCAACUGCCAUUGAUGGCAGCGACGGCAACCCAUCAUCCCGCACCUAUCGCAUCCGCGAAUCUCUGAAGCGAUACUGGGACCGUGAACUCUGGGCUGGUGUCUUCGAUCUCUUGCUGAAUCCUGGCGCUGAGCGCUGGCAGCGCAUUGAGCGCGAGAACGUAGUCGAUGCGGGUAUGUCAUCCGCGCCUAUUCUGCCUGUCUUACAUUCCAUGCGGCAUGUUCGUCGCGGCAUGGAGGAGUGGCUCCUUGCCAAUGCUGAGAAGAAGGGUCUUGCUCUUCAGAUUCGGAAGAUUGAAGUUCUCCUUGCGGAGCGGAAGAAGAAAUUGGAGAAGUGA
Messenger RNA from Penicillium hordei, 3657 nucleotides. RefSeq names its product putative checkpoint protein kinase (SldA). The transcript is spliced from 3 exons. NCBI's taxonomy places the organism in Eukaryota, Fungi, Ascomycota, Eurotiomycetes, Eurotiales, Aspergillaceae. Bases 1 to 3657 code for a protein of 1218 amino acids. Gene Ontology annotation, molecular function: ATP binding; protein kinase activity. The record is from RefSeq and is a predicted model, not a curated record. Gene Ontology annotation, biological process: meiotic sister chromatid cohesion, centromeric; protein phosphorylation; mitotic spindle assembly checkpoint signaling.